Messenger RNA from Capra hircus (goat), 2542 nucleotides. It is a transcript of the gene SIRAL2, whose product is annotated as family with sequence similarity 118 member A. Bases 294 to 1367 code for a protein of 357 amino acids. NCBI's taxonomy places the organism in Eukaryota, Metazoa, Chordata, Mammalia, Artiodactyla, Bovidae. The transcript has 9 exons. The record is from RefSeq and is a predicted model, not a curated record.
GGGGAAGGCUUUGCGGCCGUGCUGUGGCCGGCCUCCGUUGGAGCGGCGCCUGAGGGCGGUGCGGCGUUGAAUUCUCCAGCUCCGCCUCCCAUUCCGACUUCGGCUCCGGCUCUGGCGCGCGCGCUGUCGCCCUCCCCGCAGACCGCCUUCGGCCAGGCGACCCCAGCGCAAGGCCGCCCGGAGCUCCCUGAGACUUGGACCCGCUGAGCCGGAGGAGGCACCGUGGGAGUACUGAUGAAAGGACUUUCAUCUGGGAGGUAGAAGUUGCCUCUGAAUCCCUUUAGGACUCACACAUGGAUUCAGUAGAAAAGACAACAAAUAGAAGUGAACAAAAAUCAAGAAAGUUUUUAAAAAGCCUCAUCCGGAAACAGCCCCAGGAGCUGCUCCUGGUCAUUGGGACAGGCGUCAGCGCGGCGGUGGCCCCGGGGAUCCCCGCCCUGUGCUCCUGGAGGAGCUGCAUCGAGGCCGUCAUCGAGGCCGCUGAGCAGCUGGAGGUGCUGCACCCCGGGGACGUGGCCGAGUUCCGCAGAAAGGUGACCAAGGACGGGGACCUGCUGGUGGUCGCCCAUGACCUCAUCCGGAAGAUGUCCCCGCGCACGGGCGACGCCAAGCCCAGCUUCUUCCAGGACUGCCUGAUGGAGGUCUUCGACGACCUGGAGCAGCACAUCCAGAACCCGCCAGUGCUGCAGUCCAUCCUGAGCCUGAUGGAGCGGGGCACGCUGGUCCUCACCACCAACUACGACAACCUGCUGGAGCUCUUCGGGCAGCAGCAGGGCAAGCCCAUGGCAUCGCUGGACCUGAAGGACAAGACCAAGGUGCUUCAGUGGGCACGGGGGAACAUCAGGUAUGGAGUGCUCCACAUCCACGGCUUAUACACUGACCCCUGCGGGAUGGUGUUGGACCCUUCAGGAUAUAAAGACGUCACUCAAGACCCAGAGGUCAUGGAGGUUCUCCAGAACCUGUACCGCACCAAGUCCUUCCUGUUCAUGGGCUGCGGGGAGACGCUGCGCGACCAGAUCUUCCAGGCCCUCUUCCUGUACUCGGUGCCCAACAAGGUGGAGCUGGAGCACUACAUGCUGGUGCUCAAGGAGAGCGAGGACCAUUUCUUCAAGCAGCAGGCGGACAUGCUGCUGCACGGCAUCAAGGUCGUGUCCUAUGGGGACUGCUUCGACUACUUCCCAGGGUACGUGCAGGACCUCACCGCUCAGAUCUGCAAACAGCGAAGUCCAGAUGCCGAUCGAGUGGACAGCACCACGUUGUUGGGGAAUGCAUGCCAGGAUUGUGCAAAGAGGAAGUUAGAAGAAAAUGGAAUUGAAGUUUCAAAGAAACUCAGACAGUCAGACACAGAUGAUGCUGGAGGGUCUUGAAAUCUUUAAAACCAAUAAAAGCUGCAACUUGAAAACCAGCCUUCUGUAACCACAGUGCCAUCCCCAACAAGGACGAAUGUUAGAGAACUCCACACAGGCUCUCUCGAUCCUAAACCAUCACAUACCCCGAGAGCUGUGCGGGUAUGUGCCGUCGGAAGCUGGGUGAGGGAGUCCGCCGUGUUGAACUGCUCGUGAGGUGACGCGCACACAGCAGGUAUCCUGUGUGAGGACUGACAAGACAGCUACCUCAGGGACCGAGGCGGUGGGCAGGGACAUACCUGGUAUUCCCAGCUCCCAUGUGACACGCCUCUGUCAGGCGGUCCUUUUCCUCUCAUAAAAGGGGGAGAGUAAAGACUGUCCAGGCAACAGUAGUUGCCAAAGAGAAAAUAAGACACUAGACACUUAAAUUUUAUAAUUUUUGUGUGGAAACAUGUUACUGUAGAAAAAAAUUGAUGUUUGUUACAUUGUUAACUACUGAAGAAUGGAUGGAUACUGGAGGCACCGAGUCAACUAGUGAGGGUGGUGUUUAAAGAACGCGUAGAUCUGCGGGGCUUCUUUGGAGUUCUGUAAUCUUAGUUAGUCUGUUUUUUAAAGAAGGGCAAAUCUACUUACUACUAAGAAGUGAAGUCUCCAAGAGGCAGAAGGCCUUUUCAAAAGCACAGGGCAGUGUCCAGGUGCGUCAUGUUACAGAUACUGACGAAUCGUAAGUCAAGCACAAGACCAAGUUUUAAACUUUUAAAUACCAACCUCUCCUAGCCUUUAUUCUAUGGGGUAAGGUCCCUUUCGGUUCUUAUCUCUUUAAAAUCCUCUCCCCACGGCCCAUAUUCAAGGAUUUGCACAGUGAAGACUUGGCAAAGACUUGUCAGAACACUAUAAACGUCAGGGCUCAUGAGGGGCAGACAGCGUGGUAUCUUGUAGGCUGUGUACUUGUGCCCACCGAGUUGCUCUAUGACCCUGGCACCGGCUCUGCGUGGCUUCUGUCUUGAGGCUCCCGUGUUACAGCUCCCCACAGGUUUAGAGGAAGGGAAGAACAGCAAACAGGAACUUGGGAUGUGUAGGGAGUGUGAGAGAAGCCAGAGAGCUCCUCAAGACCUUUUUCUCCUUCCUUUUUGAAGCAUGGAAAACAAAUCUUUUAUGUUGCUCUGGUCAGAAAUAAAAUUUUAUCUUCAACUCUG